AUGUAUUUAUCAAAAGUUUUAAUUUUUCGACGAACAAUUUCUCAAUUACCCUACCGUUUAUCUUCUACAUCAUCAUCAUCAGCUACACCAACGCAUACAUUUCCUAAUGAAGAUCUUCUAUUCACCGUUAAAUCAUCGAAUGGACAUAUACGUUCAGCUCUUUACCCAUUAAAUUCUGCUGAUUAUCCAAAGCAAGUUUUACCAGAUUUACAUCUAAUAAAAAUGUUUCGAGAUAUUGAAUUAUUAAAAGAAAAUUGUGAACAACGUAAUCUAAUGGUUGAUAUCAAUCAACUUGCAUCCGAUUAUCAACGAUGGGUACAAGAGAAAAAAGAGUAUCGACGUUUACGUGAUCUUCAUCGUAUACAAGAAAGAUUACGUGAACAACAUCAACAAACAAAUGAUUUAACAAUGACAGACGUUAAUGAGACAAAAAAACGAAAGAAAAAUAUGAAAUCAAACAAUAGCAAUACAUCAGAUGAAACGACAAUAACAUCUACGAAAAAUAACAAUGAAUUUCAACAUGCUUCUGAAAUGAUUACCAGUGUUGAAAAUUCAUGGAUUGAUUCUGUCGCUCAUCCGUCGAAAUUAACUGAUGAUUCUCCAUAUGCUCGUGGUGAAGCAGUUAUGAAUGAUAAUGAAUUUAAUUCUCUUAAAAAUCAUUUCGAACAAUUUCGUGAACGAUUUCGUGUAUUUGAUCAACGUUUUAUUGUUGCUUGUCUUCAUUUACCAGCAGCUCAACAUAUUGCCGUACCUGCUAAACCAUCAACAGGUAUAACUAUAUAUGAAUCUUCUAUACCGAUUGUUAAACAUGCAUUUAAUUCAAAAACAUGGAAUGAAUUAUGUCAUGUGGAAAAAAAUGAUGUAUCUAUAUUUGGACCCUAUUGGCUUGGUCCAGUACCAAUACGUAAACAUGAAUUUGUUCGUUUUAUAUGUUCAGAAUUAACAAAAUUAGGUUUUCAAGAAAUGUCAUCUGUUAGUAUAUCAAAACCAUUUAUUUAUGAAGCAUUAGGUGCGAAUAUAAAUGAAAGUCGUCAUGUAUUAACAACAUUUGAAAGUUCAGAUGAUCCACGUUCACGUUCAUUAAUAUCAUCUGGUUUAGGUUCAUUAGCAUCUAUACUUGUACCAUUUAUACGUCGAACAAUUUUACAAACUGAUUUACCAUAUUAUGUUUUUACACAAGGUGCAACAUAUGAUGUUAAUGAUGAACAAACACAUAAAAUACAAUUAUUAGCUAUGACAAAUAUACGUGAUAUACAUUUAAAAAAUUUUGAUGAUCCAUUAAUUGAUGAACCAAUCAAUGAUUUAGAGCCAGUACCAUCAAAUGUAUCUAUUGAACGUGAACAUGAAUAUAAUUUACAAUUAAAAAAUAGUUUAAAUGAUAAAAAACCUUAUCGUUUUAAAGAAACAUCAAGUUUAGAUGAUCUUUAUAUUGAAUUAACGCGUUUAAUGUAUAAUUUAUAUGAAAAAUUUCGUUUACCAUAUCGUAUACAAAAUUGUUCGUCAGAUAAAUUACGUUCAUAUGAAUCAAUGAGACUUGAUUAUGAAUUAUUUUUACCAAGUACAAAUUCAUAUGUAUGUGUUGGAAGUAUAUCAUUAAUUGGAGAUUAUUUAAGUCGACGUUUAAUGAUGCGACAUAAACGAGUAAAAGAAGAAAAAAAAUCCAAUAAUAAUAAUAAUAAUAAAGAAAAAUUGUCGGAUGAAAAUGAUGGGCCAAGAGAAACCAAAUUUAAUUAUAUACAAAUGAUACAUGUGCAAGUGGUUGAUGUUGAUAUGUUAAUGAAAUGUUAUGUUGAAAAAGAACAACGAAGUUUUUCAGACAAAACACUUCGCGAAUUGAACUAA
Adineta steineri is the source of this 1842-nucleotide messenger RNA. Lineage: Eukaryota; Metazoa; Rotifera; Eurotatoria; Adinetida; Adinetidae. The record is from the annotation of a GenBank genome assembly.